UGGGCGCGCUACGGCUACAGGGACACCACUCGCCGCUCUGUGCUCUGCGCUCUGUGCGUUGCUUGUGCUUCUUCGCUCGUCGGUCAUGGUGAGAAUCAUAAAUGGGGAAAUCGUCAGCGACGAUGACCCUCGAGUCGCCGGACCGCAGCGGCGAGGAGGAGGGGGAGGCGGAGGAGGCGGGGGACAAGGAAGGGCAGGGUACGGCCACGUUGCGUCCCUCCUUGACCCGCCAUCUACUGCAGAAGCAACCGGCGGGGGUGCAAGGGGACCAGCAGCUGGGGGAAGAGGAGCAGGAGCGUCGACGGGACCCCUGGACAAACUGGCGGAGAUGAUAGGAGUUCAGGGGCGAACCGUGACCAUCCCCGGCGCACUGGGCGUACAGGAGCAACAGGUCCCCUUCGUCUAUCUCAUGAUUGCUGCGUUGGUGGUGCUUUUCGGGGGCUGGAAGGUGGCGGCACUUAUCGUGUUCGCCUACGUCCUCAUCAACCAAAAGCCCCGGGGCCGGUAGCGGGAGCCUAGGCCACCUCCCAUAUACUGUACCGCACGGACCUCGAGCAGCCACAAGACCCUGAGACAGGAAGGGGGAGAGAGAGAACGAGAGGGAAGUCUCCGAUUUUUUUUCUAUACCAUGUCGAUUUUUGUGCAACUUUCUAGGGGCUGACCAGCUUGUUCCGUGUUGUUUUUGAGUUUGUUGUCGAGAAGGUUUACGCUCGAAAGGGUCAACUACGUUGCUAGGUCAUGCUACCUUUAUUGGCUCGUCAUUUGUACCGUGUUUUGUUGGUUGUUGGUUG
Molecule: messenger RNA, 791 nt
Organism: Ectocarpus siliculosus
Lineage: Eukaryota; Phaeophyceae; Ectocarpales; Ectocarpaceae
Source: the annotation of a GenBank genome assembly